AUGAACGCUUUUCCUAAAGGCUUUCCAUACAAAAAACCAAAGCCUCUGCUUUAUGGUCUAAGAAUUAAUUGGGUGUAUCAGCCAGAACAAUCCUUACACGAAACGUUGAGAAGGGAGCUUAGAAUGCAUUACAAAUAUUAUCUUGAUGGAGUUGUUGAUAAAACAUUUAUACUAAUUUAUCUCUUCCUUUCUGGUGCUGGCACUGGAAAGUCACGAAAUGCUGAAGAAUUCUAUAAUACGACAGCUGAGGCACUUCAAUUUUCUCCAAGCUCCCCUGAAGGAUUGGUUCAUCCAGGGUUGAUUAGUUACCAGCAAAUAGAUGAAACUCAAUCGGGAUGCCUGGUUGCUCCUUACAUCUUGAUUUGGAUAUUAAUGCAAUCUUCAGAUGGAAAACGUGCGAGAAAUAAAGGAUCAUCUCCAUUGACUUCAGAACGCGAAUCGUCACCACCGAUCCCACAAAAAAUUUCGUUUUCAUCUUCGGAACAAGGAGGCUCAUAUGUAGAGCCAAUUCUGCAUUACGUUGAAAGAGCAUUGUUCACGUCCAAUUUUGGCAACACUUUGAACAUUUCCUCUUUCCGAACAUUAAAAUCUAUAAUGCUAGAUGAUAAUGAGGCAACUACAAUUGCGAAAAUUCACACUGGAGAAAAUUUGAAUGGUGGAUUUCCGAUUCAUAAAUCAUCAUCUAGAAUUGAAAAUUGCAAUUCACCAGGAGGAUACCAAUUCAGCACAUUAUACCGGUAG
Molecule: messenger RNA, 741 nt
Organism: Funneliformis geosporum
Lineage: Eukaryota; Fungi; Glomeromycota; Glomeromycetes; Glomerales; Glomeraceae
Source: the annotation of a GenBank genome assembly